Messenger RNA from Sphenostylis stenocarpa, 585 nucleotides. NCBI's taxonomy places the organism in Eukaryota, Viridiplantae, Streptophyta, Magnoliopsida, Fabales, Fabaceae. The record is from the annotation of a GenBank genome assembly.
AUGAGAGUUUCAUCGGAGAAGACGACGUCGUCGGAGCCAGAGGCGGGGCCAGAGAGCAAGAAGAUAAAGCGCAUUCGCGACUCGAGCAAGCACCCGAUGUACCGCGGUGUGCGGAUGCGUAACUGGGGCAAGUGGGUGUCGGAAAUCCGCGAGCCGCGGAAGAAGUCGCGGAUAUGGCUAGGCACAUUCCCGACGCCAGAGAUGGCGGCGAGAGCUCACGACGUGGCCGCCCUCAGCAUCAAAGGCUCCGCCGCCAUUCUGAACUUCCCCCACCUGGCGAACUCACUCCCACGCCCGGCCUCCCUGGCGGCGCGCGACGUCCAGGCGGCGGCGGCGAAGGCGGCCCACAUGGAGCCCUCCUCCCUCUCCUCCUUGGUGUCGGCAAUGGACCUCUCCUCUGCCUCGGAUGAGUUGACCCAAAUAGUUGAACUUCCAUCCCUUGAAAGCACCGAUGAUGGGUGUGCGGAGUUGGAGAAGGAGUUCGUUUUCGUGGACUCGGUGGACGCGUGGAUGAAUCAGCCACCACCCUUUGGUUUUGACGCCGAACUAGACACUGUCUUUGAGGGUUUCAUGUGGAAUUACUAG